ACAAUCCACCAGGGAGAAAGGCCAUUACAGGUCACAUUAAAAAGUUGUAUAUUGUCGCAGCCGCAUCUCUUGCAAAUAUAUUAAAAACCGCAGACAUGUUCGCCUUAACCACAGACGCAUGGACAUCAACAGCAGUCGUAUCGUAUAUAACAAUAACUACCCACUUUAUUGAUGACAACUGGGAGUUACGUUCGUAUGUUUUAGAAACAUUUGAUCAUCCCCAAAGACACACUUCAGAAAAUCUAAGAAAAGCUGUUGAGGACUGCGUCAGUCGGUGGAACAUGGACGGAAAAGUCAUAGCGACUGUACAUGACAAUGCUCGAAAUGUAGCAUCAAGAGUGACACUUUCAAUGGUGCGGCCAAUUAUAUACCGUCUUAAAGAAAAUUUCUUAAAAGGAAAGCCUACAGAUUCCGUCUUAAUUAAAAAUUUUAAAGAGACGGCGGUUCGAGAGCUUCAAGAUCGGUUUUUAAAUAAAACUUCUACGGCCAAUUUCGAACCCACAUGCGUGCUACUAGCUGAAAUUCUUGAUCCAUUGUGUUAGAGAAGCUGUUGGCAUGUAUGUAAGUAUAUUGGAAUGUGAAAAUAUCAGAGAAGAAGAACAAUCAACACCAACGACCGAGGAGUCCGCACUAAAUUUUCUGUUUUUUGGAACAAAAAACCCAAGA
Messenger RNA from Rhagoletis pomonella (apple maggot), 666 nucleotides. RefSeq names its product zinc finger BED domain-containing protein DAYSLEEPER-like. The transcript has 2 exons. The coding region runs from base 96 to 542 and encodes 148 amino acids. NCBI's taxonomy places the organism in Eukaryota, Metazoa, Arthropoda, Insecta, Diptera, Tephritidae. Gene Ontology annotation, cellular component: nucleus. Gene Ontology annotation, biological process: regulation of transcription by RNA polymerase II. The record is from RefSeq and is a predicted model, not a curated record.